This is a messenger RNA of Notodromas monacha, 654 nucleotides long. The record is from the annotation of a GenBank genome assembly. NCBI's taxonomy places the organism in Eukaryota, Metazoa, Arthropoda, Ostracoda, Podocopida, Cyprididae.
AGAGGCUCUGACGGAGAUUUGAAGUACGAAUCAAUCGGGUCGGUGAUAUUUUACCGACCAGGAACUGGGUUCACGUCCACGCUGAAGAGAGGCGGAAGUUACGCUACGAUUCCCGGAAAUCAGGUGGUCAACAACAAUUCUACUCUCACUUCCGGUGUUUUGCCCAAGUCCGGGGAUCACAUGAUGAAAGACCGUGACGAUAUUCCUUCAGAUUCUGGCAUAAACCCGAAUGUGUCAAUAUCAGCGAGGUCUGGGUCACACACGACCACCACGGGUUCCAGCGGCGGUCAUCCCCCGCAGCAGCAGCAGCAGCAACAACCGCAGCUGCACCAAAUGCCGGGCAAUAACUCAUUAAUGUGGGGCACCGGAGGUUCCAACUUUUCGCAGCAGCACCAGCAAGUGUGGUACAAGCCGCCAUUCACCCCAAAGAUUGGGUCAACUGCUGGCAGUUCCAGGAGAUUAGUGACCAGUCCCUUCCAGCAACAUGUUUCCUAUCCCAGGAUAACCUUGCCACCUCCUCCACCGGACACUCCUCCACCACCUGCGCCAACUUACGCCACGCCAGUGUAUGCCAGUUUGAAUCAGCAGCAACAUUUGCAGGCUGCGAGCACGCUAAGCUCUCAGUUCAGUGCCCAUCAGGCGACUGUGACUGAG